AAAAAAAAAAAGAAAGAGAAUCACGUGGAUGAGAUGAAAGGGAUGCCGCCGCCUGGCAGGGAGAGAGAGGGAGAGGGGAACAGCAGCAGCAGGGAGAGAGAGAGGAUCUCUCAGCCAUGUAACUAGUGACAAAAGCGGCGAUGGUGAGAUGAUCGGGCUGCUGCCUCCGAUGUGAUCCCUCCUCCUCCUGCAGCAGCAGCGGGGAUCUGGUGGUGAUCGGGGCCGGGAUCUCUCGGCUACAACCGCUUGGAAUCCCGUGGUGUGUGUUUGUGUGCGGCCGGAUUACCCCGAGCAGCGGAUCUCCCCAGCGCCCAGCCCCGCAACCACUUUGACAUUAUGUUCCUGUCGCCCCUGACCCCCCAUCCUGCGAGAUGAAGCAGCCCUGGAUCCAGGGGAGCCGGCCCCUGCUCUGGCUGGGCUUGCUGCUGGCUGUGGCCCCCGGGGGGUCCCUGGCUAAGGAGACUGCCUUUGUGGAAGUGGUUCUGUUCGAGUCCAGUCCCAAUGGAGAUUAUAAAACCCACACUACUGAGUUACAGGGAAGGUUCUCCCGGGCUGGAGCCACAAUCAGCGCAGAGGGGGAGAUCGUGCAGAUGCACCCAUUGGGACUUUGCAACAACAAUGACGAGGAAGAUCUGUACGAGUAUGGCUGGGUUGGAGUGGUGAAACUGGAACAGCCUGAAAUGGAUCCAAAACCAUGUCUGACUGUCUUGGGAAAGGCAAAACGGGCCGUGCAGAGAGGGGCAACAGCAGUCAUAUUCGAUGUCUCUGAUAACCCUGACGCUGUGGAACAGUUGAAUCAAGACUUGGAAGACCCACUGAAAAGGCCAGUUGUGUAUAUGAAAGGCAUGGAUGCUAUUAAACUCAUGAACAUUGUCAACAAGCAGAAAGGCGCUCGAGCAAGAAUUCAGCACCGGCCUCCUCGGCAACCUACCGAAUAUUUUGACAUGGGUAUUUUCCUGGCAUUUUUUGUGGUGGUGUCACUGGUCUGCCUUAUCCUCCUUAUCAAGAUCAAACUCAAGCAGAGAAGAAGUCAGAACUCUAUGAACAGAAUGGCAGUUCAAGCAUUGGAAAAAAUGGAGACUCGGAAAUUCAAAGCGAAGGGGAAAAUGCCCCGUGAAGGUAGUUGCGGUGGCCUUGAUACCCUAAGCAGCAGCUCGACCUCAGACUGCGCCAUAUGCUUAGAAAAAUAUAUUGAUGGAGAGGAGCUGAGAGUCAUUCCUUGCACACAUCGGUUUCACAAGCGGUGCGUGGAUCCCUGGCUUCUCCAGAACCAUACGUGUCCUCACUGUAGGCACAAUAUUAUAGAGCAAAAGAAAGGGGGUCAUGGUGCCAUGUGUAUGGAGAGUGCAAGCAGCCAUGUCCGACAUCAACAGCAACAAAGAGUCAUCCUCCCAGUCCAUUACCCUGGGCGGGUACAACGGACUGGACCCAUUGCAGCAUAUCCAACUCGCACCAGCAUGGGACCGCAUGGUAAUCCCAUCACAGUUCUCACUGUGGAGCGGCCCGUGGAGCCAGAGUUAUAUCCAGCUCGGACCCCUGCUUUUCUAACAGGAUACCGGCCUGUAUCUCUAGAUCAGCCUUCUUCUGGCCAUCAUUGUGACCUGGAGCAUUCACCUUAUCCAGCCCCACAAGCUGGUCAUGGCUUCCGACGUUCCAAGUACAGCGGGAGAGGCUUUAAUACUGCCACUUGUUACUCUCAAUAUGAAACUAUGUACCAGCACUACUACUUCCAAGGUCUAAGCUACCCACACCACCAGGAAACCACAGGUGGCAGUCAGACCUCCAGAGGAGUGGAGAAGGGCCUGAACAAUCCCUUUCAGUCGGGUUCUAAUUUGCUAUAUCAGCCUGCACCUGCCAUGAUGCACAUGGCUCCACCUUCAGCUGGUGGGAGCUGCUUCCUUCACAGCCAGCACCAACAUCGCUCAGUAUGCAGUGGCUACUUAGCAGAUGUUCCCUGCAGUGACAGUAGUUCCAGUUCCAGCACUAGCUCUGCGCAGGGCCAUGCAUCAUCUAACGACUCCAUGCUGGACUGCACUGAGGCUAGCAACCAGGGAGUAUAUGGCAGCUGCUCCACCUUUCGAAGCUCUCUUAGUAGUGACUUUGACCCAUAUGUAUAUAGGAGUUGCAGCCCUGCCAGGACUGGAGUAGGGGAUGCCACAGGUUGUGGGGGGGAGGCUGGAAGAGGAAAGGCGGACUGUAGACCUCACCAUCCCUUUCCAAAUUCUUCGUCCCGGGAUCGCCUGUCCAACUGCAGCCUAGAGAUGAAUUACAGCAGCAAUUCGUCCCUGGAGCGCCGAGGGGCAGCUAUGGCCACUGGGUUAGUUCCAGAUGCCUCUGGCUCCAUCUCACAAGGGGGUUGUAGAAACUGGCGGGGGCCUGAACAGGGGUGCCCCUGUUGCUUUCAGAGGCCCAAUGGGGAUUCCAGUCCAGAAUGCACAAACAUGUACAUGGGUCCAGAGCCCCUGCAAGCAACUGCUGCACCCUGCAGUGGAGGCUUAUACAGUGUUACCUCCAGCAAUUCACACCGGACAGACCCAGGGACUGUACUAGGCCAUUCUGCCCGGCCCUGCUGCCUCUUUGAGGAGAAUCAUGGAAGUUGCUAUGCUGAGGACUAUGCAGUCAGCAUUCAGUAUGCCCUGGCAGAGGCGGCAGCAGCAGCAGCUGCUGCUGCAGUAGCUGGAUGCGAGGCUGGUCAACCAAUACCCAUCAUUCCCGAGGAUCAAGGCUGCGAGGCUGGCCUAGACUGUGUGGGGCAUGUCUCCUGGGAGAUGGAAGGUGAUGAAGAAGAGGAGGAGGUACUGUACUGCCAAGAAGGACCUUGCUGUAUGUUAGUAGAGGAGACACGUGCCUUAUGUCGAAACACAGCGGCAGAGGGAGACGGAAAUCUGUCAGGCCUGGACUGCCACCCAACAGACAAAGACUAAGCACUGUGGAUACAAACCUCUAAGACUACAAUGAAACUUGUGGAAUCUUGUUUGAAUUUAAUAAAAGAAGACAAAAUCACACUUUUUUUAAUUUUAUUUUUGGGUUUUUUUUUUAAUGGUUUUUAACAAAAGUUGGACAUAAAACUCCCAGUGAUUUGGAAUUCACCACACAUUACAACCACUUUUACCUGCUUUGUUCCCUGGACUCAACAAUUGGAGAAUCUGUGUUAUUUGUUUAGGGUUUUUUUUUUUUUUUUUUCAUUUAUUUUAUAAAUAUAUAUAAAUUUAUAUAUAUAUAAAUAUAUAUUAUUUUUGGUUGCUGUUUUAGAAAAAAUUUUCCUUGUGAGUGUGUACAUGCACAAGAACUGUCUUUUCCUGAUGAAAAAGAGAUAUAUAUAUAUUUUUUCAGUAAAAUAAACAAGAAAAUAUUAAUAUUAUUUUUAUCUGUUGGCUGUGAAGCCAGGAAAAAAAAACUAAAAAAGAGUGAUCAGGGGUUAACUUUGUUUUUGUCUGCCUCUUUAAAUGACAAACUAUUUUGUAUUUAAGUUGAGCCUUUGCUAAACAAUGUUCUUAUUUGUAUCCUGUAUAGCUGCAGUUUAUAUUUAUGGUGAAUUCAUGAUAAUGAUCAUAAGCUAAAACCACUUUUAUGUUACAGUAAUAUUUUUAUACAUGAAUAUAUUUGUGCAAUGCAAAUAUAUGUGUUAAAUUUGUAUUUCAUGUCAUAUUUUUAGAAAAGAUGUAUAUUAAUAGUUUAUACUCACAGGCAGAAUCCGUAAAAGAAAAUGACCUAGAUUAAAGUGUCCCCUUUACAUUCUUCAUGAGGGCUGGAUCGCCAAUGGAUUAUCCAGUCCCUGGUACUAGUGGGCGUGACCGCAUCCCGCCAUCUACCUUUUGCAAAAGCUGAGAGUGCUGGGUAAUGCCUCACUGGCAGGGCUAGGGCACCCAUUUAUUGUGAUUGCUCCCGUUUUUAUGAAAUUGUAGCCUUGUCCAUUCACGUGAUGUCUUUGCGAUGUCACUACUUUCUGGUGAAUUGAUAGGUUACAUUAUCAUAAAUACUGGUUUGACACACACAAUAUCUGACCUCACUCUGUAUAGGUAAAUGGGUAAGAUUAGACUGAACCAAAUAUUGAUAUUUUUAUUUUCAUUAUUUAGGAUUCCUCUUUAGGGCCUGUGAGUGCAAUAUCACUAAGGGAUAGGGAUCUCCAGGCCUAUGACUUGAUUAUCACAAGUGUCAAUACCUGAUGUCUUAAGUAGAAAUUAUUUAAAAUACUGUGGCAAAUUUAAAAUUGGACAUAAAGACUCUGAUAAUAGCAUUUUUCUGUGCUAAAGAUAAUUCUGUAGUCCUCCAGGUGAAGCUAAACAUCAAGUCCUUAACAAAGAUAAGUUGUCCCAUUUACUACUCACUGGGGUGGCAGCCUAUAAAUAAACCAGUCAUUGAGCUAUAGGACACUAAGCAUUGGUCCACAAUUCGUUUUUUGGCCAUGUCCCACAUAAUUCCAUAAAGUCAUCCCCAGUGCCACUGAGUAUUCAGAAUCCAAUCUGUCCCCCUAGGUGACCCAACACACCUGUCAGUGGCAGUAGUGCCCAAUUUCAGAACCACUGCACUAAAGGAACUUCUGCUCCACUUGCUCCUUGUGUAUUGAUGUAGGAGCACAAAAUGGCUGUCAUUACUGUGUGUAAGAUUGUCCGCUAAAUGUGGAGGAAUAGCAAUAAAACCUAAACACUUGCAUCUUAAUGCCCAGUCUAGCCGGGAGUUGGUUGCUAGAUGGACAGUUACAAGGUCGAUAGGGUGAAAAUGUCGACAUACGGCUGACACUUUUUUUUUUUCUCUCAUAUUUUUACAACUUUUGGUGCAUUUACUAUCUAUGUCACAAACUUACCUGUAGUAUCCCUGUGGCAAGUGGAGCGAGCCACUGAGCCCCAAGCGACCCUGCGAGGGGACACGAACCAAGCAAAGCAAGCCUGUGAGGGGAAAUAUGUUUAAAAACACAAAAUAACAUUAACCAAAAUUUACUUUUUUGUGUCUACCUUUUCAUGUCGACCUUUUGACCCUGUCGACUUUUUGACUAGAUCUUUUGACCCUGUCGACCUUUAUAAUGUCUAUCUUCUCUAUCACACCCGGCUAGGCACUUACUGAUCCAUUUCAAUGACAUUAAAAAUUGUAGGUUAAAUUGAUGGUACGCGUAUCUCAUUGGGUGGCAGAUUGGGUACAGCCAUAAUAGUUAUAAGUUAGAUUGCUGAGAGGCAAGAUAUAAUUAGGACAAAAGAGGUUUGCUCCGUUGGGCUGUUUACAAUCAAAGAGAAUUAAAAGUAAAAAGUACAUCUGUCAGCAACUUCUAGAAGUUUAUAAUGUAAUGGAGUGCGAGACGGCCAGAGCGCUGGGAUUCCGGACGAACUUGUAAAUUUUUUUAAAGCACCAAACAUUUACAAUCUCCAGGACUCUUGGCCCUAAGUUACUUUCGCCUGUAGCGUUUCUAAAUUUGCCAAACUUUCCUUUUGAAUUUCAAUUAUAAUUUAUUAUUAAGAACUUGUUCCCUUCCCUAAAUCUGCAUACACACCUAAACAAUUAAUGGCCCGAUUGCCUGACACCGUGUGAAUGGGCUGACAAUUGGAUGGGUGUGUAUGAGGGAGCGUAAGCCAAUAAAUGGCUUAAAACGCUGCUGCAAGGGUCGGGAUUGAGAUCUUGCAUCUUAUGUGCCAUUUAAUAUUUCUCCCGGUCCCACAGAGGAGCCGCUUAUGUCACUGCUGCUGCUACCACUGCCUCUCAGGGGGUGACACUAGGUGCACACUGCUUGGCUGAUCUGGAGCGUGAAACCCAAUCAGCCGAGUGAUCGUAAAAGUGUGUACCCAGCUUGAAUGACAUCACACCACAGCCUCUGCAUGUACAGUAAGUGACCUCACACCACAGCCUCUGCAUGUACAGUAAGUGACAUCACACCACAGCCUCUGCAUGUACAGUAAGUGACAUCGCACCACAACCUCUGCAUGUACAGUAAGUGACAUCGCACCACAGCCUCUGCAUGUACAGUAAGUGACAUCGCACCACAACCUCUGCAUGUACAGUAAGUGACAUCGCACCACAGCCUCUGCAUGUACAGUAAGUGACAUCGCACCACAGCCUCUGCAUGUACAGUAAGUGACAUCGCACCACAGCCUCUGCAUGUACAGUAAGUGACAUCGCACCACAACCUCUGCAUGUACAGUAAGUGACAUCGCACCACAGCCUCUGCAUGUACAGUAAGUGACAUCGCACCACAGCCUCUGCAUGUACAGUAAGUGACAUCGCACCACAACCUCUGCAUGUACAGUAAGUGACCGCACCACAGCCUCUGCAUGUACAGCAAGUGACAUCGCACCACAGCCUCUGCAUGUACAGUAAGUGACAUCACACCACAGCCUCUGCAUGUACAGUAAGUGACAUCACACCACAGCCUCUGCAUGUACAGUAAGUGACAUCACACCACAGCCUCUGCAUGUACAGUAAGUGACUUCACACCACAGCCUCUGCAUGUACAGCAAGUGACUUCACACCACAGCCUCUGCAUGUACAGUAAGUGACAUCACACCACAGCCUCUGCAUGUACAGUAAGUGACAUCACACCACAGCCUCUGCAUGUACAGUAAGUGACAUCACACCACAGCCUCUGCAUGUACAGUAAGUGACAUCACACCACAGCCUCUGCAUGUACAGCAAGUGACUUCACACCACAGCCUCUGCAUGUACAGCAAGUGACUUCACACCACAGCCUCUGCAUGUACAGCAAGUGACAUCACACCACAGCCUCUGCAUGUACAGCAAGUGACAUCACACCACAGCCUCUGCAUGUACCGAGUUGUAGAUUCUAGCAUUUAAACUGGGACAGAAUGUUUAGUUUUGGUAGAUGCUCUGAAUUUAAUAUGAAGAAUAACUUGCCCUGAUGUGCAUAGACCAUUAAAAUAGCAAUAUACCAUCAUUGGCUUCUUAUAUCAUAUAUAAUUAUAUAUAUAUAUAUAUGUGUGGUUCUCAUAUUGAGGACUGUUGUGGUGGCUUGUAUUCAUUAGGUCUGUGCUGCACAUGACAUGACUGCUUUCAGAUUAUACAUACUGAAAAUUUACUUUUUCAAUUUUUUUAUUAAAAUAUUAAUUUUGGAGAAUAAGAGUAAACUGUAAAUCAAAUCAAAUUCCUAUUCACAAGAGGCUACAUUGCAUCUUUUGAUAUUUAUAUACAACAAGAUAUAGAUGUUUAACUUUUACUUUUAACAGUCCAUUCCAGUUGAUGAAAAGUGUAAUCAAUUAGACAGGCAAAUUAAAGGUUGUUAAAAAUGAAGAGACGCACUUGAGCCCUGUAUCUUAUUGGUGUCUUGUGACUAUUGGGCUCAGCACAGAAAGUGUGUGCAUCCGCUGCACCUAGGUAAUGGGUCACUCUAAUACAUGAGCCAGUUUAUGCUGCCUGUAGUCCCGAACACCCAGGAAUCGGACUUCCCAUUUACUGGCUUUUCCAUUAUUUCAUUGUUCAUCUGGAUGGAAUAUUACAAGUACUGGUAUACAGGCAGGAUUGCUGCAGUAUUUACCUGCAACCAAGUAUUCAUAUGGGAGCUAUGUUAUAAUAAUAAUAAUAAUAAUGAAUUCUUAUACCGAUCAAUGUUGCACUUGCAGUUUACUAGGAAGGCAGAUGGUGUCAGUAUGGAGCUGUUGUUGUCUAGUUAAAGAGGCAGAAAAAUUUCAAAAGUUAACUCGUCGUUAAUACUACUGUAGGUAGACAGCUGGUUUAGGGGAAACGGGUCUGUAAUAAGCUCAGGGUAACACCUGCCUUAGGUAAAGAUAUGUGACCAUUAGGGGAAUUUUCAAGCUAAUUUUGGAUUGGGUACUUAUUUGCUCUGAUGUGUGCCAAGUGUCCCAGAAAAUGUAAAACCACAGUACUGAAUGCAGGAUGAUUUCUCAUAAUACUACUUUCUGUUAUUAAUUCUGUAAAGGUGACGGUGCUUCUGGAGACCAGCAUUGCUGCCUUACUGGUCUCGUUUGCACUGAAAGAGGUAAUGCUGCUAACCUAUCUACUUUAUUUCAUGUGGGACAAGGCACCAUAUGCGUGUUGGAAUAUGUGUUGCAUACCUCCCAACAUUCCCAAUUUGGAGAUCAGGACAUUUUAGGCCUAAAACCAGGCCCCUAAAUUGCUAGCCCCUGCUUCUAACUUGCAGAAAAUCGAUCCUUUUUAUAAAUUGGGACAGUCCCACUAACUAAAAAAAGAAUGACUGCAGUAAUGCAUUUGGUAUGGGAUCCCAGCAGUCAGCAUACCGACGCUUUGAUCCUGACCACCAGAAUGCCGGCAGCGGGGCGAGUGCUAGUGUUGUGGACACCCAUUGAGUGGGAAUAGCGCCUGUUAGCCAGGAUUCCGGCUGUUGGCAUUGUCAGAGGUUGGGAUUCUGGCAUCGGUAUCCUGACCACCGGGAUCCUGACUGCCGGCAAUGUAACUAUCCCGUAGUCAUAUAUUGUCUAACUUGUGUUACUAUUAUUUUUGGUAUGUGUAGAGACAUUGACAUUCACUACAGUUAGGCCUCCACAAUUUAUAACUUAUUAAAGAACUCCUAAUAACUAAUCAGAAAGCACCACUCUGAAAAAUGACAUCAUACUCCUGCCCCCACCGCAAGUGCCUUGUGUACAAUAUGGGGCUAUUCUGAUUAGUUUAUUCUAUUUCCUUUCAAAAACAGCCUUUAGUUCUCUGGUUAGUCCCAUAUAAUAUAAAACAUAUAAAUAUAUAAUGUAUGUCUCUUCAGCUGUCACUGAGUUUAUGCCCUUAAUAAUAUAAAUUUAAAAACAAUAAUGUAUUCUAAUACACUAAGAUUAAUCUUUUUUCAUGAAUUGUUUUUUUUUUUUUUUUUUUUAAACAGUAACAUUUUGGUCUAGAGAGCAAUGGAUCCAUUUUCUAAGUACAGGCUUUUAAAAUUGUUUCAUGUCAUUUUUGUCUUGCCUUUUGGUACUGCAGCUUUAACAGAAAUUGAGUAGCACUUAAAAGAAUAUUAUGCUAGUAAGAGGAAACAGAUUUCGGGAUAAAUCUUUUGAGUCAUAACAUUGUAUUGUUUUCCAAUCAAAGUUUUGAACUUUUUUUUCUAUUUUUAAAACUUUUUGUAAAAAGCUGGAAAGAAAACAGUGUGUAUGUUAUAUGUGUAUAAACUGUAUAUGUGUGCCAUUUUUCAUUGAUGGAAAUGUUCUCAGAAUAUUUAUUUACUAAUAUAUUUAUCUUAAGACCAGUCUUAUGUUGAGUGUUAUCGGGGUAAUCAAUGAAUAUUUCUAAC
Messenger RNA from Pseudophryne corroboree (corroboree frog), 9193 nucleotides. RefSeq names its product zinc and ring finger 3 (gene ZNRF3). Gene Ontology annotation, molecular function: ubiquitin protein ligase activity; frizzled binding. The coding region runs from base 372 to 2924 and encodes 850 amino acids. Gene Ontology annotation, biological process: ubiquitin-dependent protein catabolic process; Wnt receptor catabolic process; negative regulation of canonical Wnt signaling pathway. Gene Ontology annotation, cellular component: plasma membrane. The transcript has 9 exons. The record is from RefSeq and is a predicted model, not a curated record. Lineage: Eukaryota; Metazoa; Chordata; Amphibia; Anura; Myobatrachidae.